UAUUGCUUUAAGUUAUAUCAUGCUAUUAUUAUUAUUAAUUAUUAUUAAAUGUAAAUAUAUUUUGUGGAGUAUAAAAGGUGCACUGGACCAAUGCAGCGAAUCAAACCGCCUUCAAUUUCACAGACUCUAAAGCUUAACAAUCAAUCAACAAUGGCGGAAGAUCAUCGGAACAGCAAGGAGAUCAGAGACGAGCCAGUGACUGUAGUCGAUCGUCUCUUCCUCCACCCGCGCCUCCAUCAAGUCAUAAACUGCGCCAUGGUCUGCGACGGCGAGAUUCCCCUCCAUUCCAUCAAAUCCGAGAUCCAAAACUCUCUCCUCAUGCUUCACCCCAAGUUCCGCAGCCUCAUGGUCAGAGAUUCCGGCGGCCGCGAGUACUGGCGGAGAACUGAAAUUGACGUCGACCGCCACCUGAUUUUCAUCCACCGCCGCCUCUCCGACGAUUCUGACGAAGACGCCGUGAACGAUUACCUCGCCGAUCUCUCUCAUUCGUCGCCGCUCUCCGCCGACAAACCGCUGUGGGAAAUCCACCUCCUGGUGGCGCAUAAAACUGUGGUUUUCCGUGUGCACCACGCGCUGGGGGACGGCGUCUAUUUAAUGGCGAUGGUGCUGUCCAACUGUAGAAGGAUUGACGAUCCUUCGCAGACGCCGACGGCUAUUCACUCCGUCAAAACGUCGUCGUUUAUGCCGAGGCGGUGGAGCGUUGUAACGCUGUUGAAGACUGUUUGGUUUACUGUGCUUUAUGUUUUAGAGACGACGUCGACGUUGCUCUGGAGAAGAGAUAAAAGGACCGCCGUGAGCGGCGGCGCUGGCGUAGAGCUCCGGCCGCGGAAAUUGGCAACGGCGAGGUUCCGAUUGGACGACAUGAAAGCCGUCAAGCGUGCCGUUCCAAAUUCGACAAUUAAUGAUGUUCUUUUCGGGAUAACAUCGAGUGGUCUUUCAAGAUAUUUAGACACCAGAUCAUCAACCAACGGAUUGAAAGAAGGUGACCGAAUCACCGGAGCUGUGCCAGUAAAUUUAAGACAACAUGACUCAUCCGGUCUUAAAAAUCUCCAUCCCAACACUCCGCAGGGCAAUAGAUUUGGAAUGAUUCUUUUACCAAUUUAUUACCACAAGCGUAGUUUGGAUCCUCUCGACUCUGUAAAGAAAGCCAAGGCGAUAAUUGACAGGAAGAAGCUCUCGUUGGAAGCAUUUUUCACUUACGUACUCUGCUUUUUGGUCGCAUAUUUCUUUGGGACUAAGCCCUUUAGCAUCUUUAAUUACCGUAUCAUUUGUAACACGAUGUUUACCAUCUCCAAUGUGGUUGGACCAAACGACAAAAUGACACUUUGGGGAAACACUGUCAAGCACAUUCGCGUGACAACGAGCGCACUUCCUCAUGCGAUAAUAAUGCAUAUGGUGAGCUACGCCGGAUAUGCGGACAUGCAAAUUUUGGUAGCAAAAGAUAUUAUUCCAGACCCCAAAAUUCUCGCUAAAUAUUUUGAAGAAGCUUUGUUGGAAAUGAAAGAAGCUGUAGCCGCCGCCGCCAAAUGAAAAUGGCUCGAGGUAGGAGGUAUUUACUUAAGUACUCAAAACUUCUUCCUUGUUCUUAUUUUAGUUAAAUCUACUAUUCCGAUUCUCCGAGAAUAUAUGCAUAUGUGUGUAUGUGCACUUGGAUUUCUAUCAUCUAUUUAAUCUUGCAUUGUCAUUGUAACAAUACAAUCUAUUCCCUCCAUCCCAUAACAAAGUAUCAAUUUUUUCAUUUUAGUCUGUUUCAUAAUAAAGUAUUCAUUUCCUUUUUUUAAUAACUGCACUAUCUACCUAACAUUACAAAUGCCCUUACGACUUACAAUAUAUUACACAAAUGUCAUUACCUUUAUAUCACACAUACUAAUAAUGUUAUUUUAGUCAUUUCUACUUUAUUCUUACUGCAUUCUAA
Molecule: messenger RNA, 1915 nt
Organism: Andrographis paniculata
Lineage: Eukaryota; Viridiplantae; Streptophyta; Magnoliopsida; Lamiales; Acanthaceae
Product: wax ester synthase/diacylglycerol acyltransferase 11-like
Exons: 5
Coding region: 91-1530 (479 amino acids)
Biological process (GO): triglyceride biosynthetic process
Cellular component (GO): plasma membrane
Molecular function (GO): diacylglycerol O-acyltransferase activity; long-chain-alcohol O-fatty-acyltransferase activity
Source: RefSeq, a predicted model, not a curated record